Molecule: messenger RNA, 921 nt
Organism: Penicillium macrosclerotiorum
Lineage: Eukaryota; Fungi; Ascomycota; Eurotiomycetes; Eurotiales; Aspergillaceae
Product: prohibitin subunit PHB2
Exons: 4
Coding region: 1-921 (306 amino acids)
Biological process (GO): mitochondrion organization
Cellular component (GO): mitochondrion; membrane
Source: RefSeq, a predicted model, not a curated record
AUGUCUCAAAACCAACGGGAGGCUUGGGAGCGAGUGCAGCUCAUGCUGCAGAAGCGCAAGGCUGGCUUUGGUGGAAUUCCGGGUGGCGGUGGUCGCGGCGGCCUCGGUCUUGCCGGAUCUCUAAUCCUGCUCGGUGUUGGCAGCUGGGCCCUUUCGAACUCCCUCUUCAACGUUGAUGGUGGUCAUCGUGCGAUCAAGUACUCGCGAGUAAGUGGUGUGCGGAAGGAAAUCUACAGCGAAGGAACUCAUCUCCGUAUUCCCUGGCUCGAAACCCCAAUUAUUUACGAUGUCCGCGCCAAGCCACGCAACAUUGCCUCUUUGACCGGCACCAAGGAUUUGCAGAUGGUCAACAUCACCUGUCGUGUGCUCUCUCGGCCCCGUGUCGACGCUCUCCCGCAGAUCUACCGUACUCUUGGCCAAGACUUCGAUGAGCGUGUGCUUCCUUCAAUUGUGAACGAGGUGCUGAAGAGUGUCGUUGCUCAGUUCAAUGCUAGUCAACUGAUCACUCAGCGUGAGAACGUUGCCCGCCUGGUUCGGGAGAACCUGGCCCGUCGUGCCGCGCGCUUUAACAUUGCCCUUGACGAUGUUUCCCUGACUCACCUGACCUUCUCCCCCGAAUUCACUGCUGCCGUGGAAGCCAAGCAGGUUGCCCAGCAGGAUGCCCAGCGUGCUGCCUUCCUGGUUGAUAAGGCCCGCCAAGAGAAGCAGGCCUUCAUCGUGCGCGCCCAGGGUGAGGCCCGCUCGGCCGAGCUGAUUGGUGAUGCGAUCAAGAAGAGCAAGAGCUACAUUGAGCUGCGGAAGAUCGAGAACGCUCGACAGAUUGCGACAAUCCUGCAGGAGAAUGGUGGCCGCAACAAGCUUUACCUGGAUAAUCAGGGCUUGGGUCUGAACGUCAAUGCUGGAAACGAGGAGGCCAAAUAA